AUGUCAUUCCGUAGUAUAGUUCGUGAUGUUAGGGAUGGCUUUGGAAGCUUGUCCAGACGGGGUUUUGAAGUCAGGCUGAUGGGCCAUCAUAGAGGAAAAUCUCAUGGAUCAUUAAAUGAUUUACAUGACCAGCCUCUCAUUGUUCAGAACAGUCGUUGGGCUAGCCUUCCCCCAGAACUAUUGUAUGAUGUAAUUAGGAGGCUGGAGGAGAGUGAGAGCACAUGGCCUUCUCGAAAGCAUGUUGUUGCAUGUGCCUCAGUUUGUCGUUCUUGGAGGACCAUGUGCAAAGAAAUUGUUAAGAGUCCUGAGAUCUGCGGGAAGCUCACUUUUCCUGUGUCGCUGAAGCAGCCUGGUCCACGAGAUGGACUCGUUCAAUGCUUCAUUAAAAGGGAUAAAUCUAAUCUAACAUACCACCUGUUUCUGUGUCUUAGCCCUGCUUUGCUAGUGGAGAAUGGGAAAUUCCUUCUUUCUGCAAAGAGGACUCGACGAACUACUUGUACAGAAUAUGUCAUUUCUAUGGAUGCUGACAACAUUUCAAGAUCAAGCAGUGCUUACAUUGGAAAGUUAAGGUCAAACUUUCUUGGCACAAAAUUCAUUGUAUAUGAUACGCAGCCUGCAUGCGCUUCUGAACAUAUUCCCCCACCAGGGCGGACAAGCCGUAGAUUUAAUUCCAAAAAAGUCUCCCCAAAAGUCCCGACUGGUAGCUAUAACAUUGCUCAGAUAACAUAUGAGCUAAAUGUGUUAGGCACUCGUGGCCCUAGAAGGAUGCAUUGCAUCAUGCAUUCUAUCCCGGUCUCAUCUCUUGAUGCAGGAGGUUCUGUCCCUGGCCAACCGGAACUCCUCACCCGCUCCCUGGAAGACUCCUUCCGAAGUGUAUCUUUCUCCAAGUCUCUUGACCACUCAGUUGAAUUCAGUAGUGCACGAUUUUCUGAAAUUGUUGGACCCCGAGAUGAUGAGGAUGGCAAGACAAGACCCUUGGUUUUGAAAAACAAGCCUCCACGAUGGCAUGAACAACUACAGUGUUGGUGUCUGAACUUCCGAGGUCGGGUAACUGUUGCUUCUGUUAAGAACUUUCAGUUGAUUGCUGCCACUCAGCCUGCUGCUGGUGCACCUACUCCAUCUCAGCCAACGCCUCCCGAGCUUGAUAAGAUAAUCUUGCAGUUUGGCAAGGUUGGUAAAGAUAUGUUCACAAUGGAUUAUCGUUAUCCUCUAUCUGCAUUUCAGGCUUUUGCCAUCUGCUUGAGCAGCUUUGACACCAAAUUGGCUUGUGAAUAG
Prunus armeniaca (apricot) is the source of this 1275-nucleotide messenger RNA. The record is from the annotation of a GenBank genome assembly. Lineage: Eukaryota; Viridiplantae; Streptophyta; Magnoliopsida; Rosales; Rosaceae.